AUGUACUUCUUCCUGGGGAACUUGUUCUGCCUGGAGACCUACUACACCUCCACCAUCCUUCCCAAAGUGCUAGCCAGUCUCCAGACUAGAGACAGAACCAUCUCAUUUAGUGGUUGCAUCACACAAUUCUAUAUGUUUGGUUCUCUGGCAUCUACAGAAUGCCUUCUCUUAUCUGUGAUGUCUUACGAUCGAUAUUUAGCCAUAUGCAAGCCAUUACAUUAUGCAGCCUUUAUGAAUGGCAGAUUCUGCCUCCAGUUGACAGCUUGCUCUUGGGUAAGUGGAUUUCUGGCUCCUUUGCCAACGAUGUUACUAAUAUCACAAUUAACAUUCUGUAGCCCCAGUGAAGUUGACCAUUUCUUCUGUGAUUUAAGCCCAAUAAUAAAACUGGCCUGCAGUGACACCUUCAUGCUGGAAAUGUAUGCUUUCGUACUCUGCUCCAUACUUACACUGCCUCCAUUUCUAUUGACAUUGGUAUCUUAUGUUUCCAUCAUCACCACCAUCCUGAAAAUUCCUUCCACCACUAGGAGACAGAAGGCCUUUUCCACCUGCUCCUCUCACCUCAUUGUGGUGACAAUUUUCUAUGGGACUCUAGUCAUUGUGUAUCUGCUAUCAGACUCUGAUGCACUGAGGGACCUGAACAAAAUGUUUUCUGUUUUCUAUGGAGUCCUGACCCAGUUGGUCAACCUCCUCAUAUACAGCCUGAGAAACAAGAAGGUGAAGGAAGCCUUGAGGAAAAAAGCCUUGGAUUUUUUUGUCUUUUGCAAGAAAUAA
Trachemys scripta elegans is the source of this 771-nucleotide messenger RNA. RefSeq names its product olfactory receptor 6-like. The coding region runs from base 1 to 771 and encodes 256 amino acids. Lineage: Eukaryota; Metazoa; Chordata; Testudines; Emydidae. Gene Ontology annotation, biological process: G protein-coupled receptor signaling pathway. Gene Ontology annotation, cellular component: membrane. The transcript has a single exon. Gene Ontology annotation, molecular function: G protein-coupled receptor activity; olfactory receptor activity. The record is from RefSeq and is a predicted model, not a curated record.